AUGAAAGAAAUAAUUAAACAUACAAAUUCUUAUUAAUUUUUAGAUAGCUAUUUAAAUAGCUUUAUUUAUUAUUAAGAAAAUUACGAGGAAUUUCAAAAUUCAUAUAACAAAGAUGAUGAAAUUAUUGUAUUGACUAAAAGGAAAUAAAAUUUUAUCGGAAAAUAUAAAUUUAUUGUUCAUCUUUAUAAAGAUAGAGUCAUCAAAAUUUAGUACAUCAAUAAUUCUAUUCUCUAAUUACAAAAUAGACUAAUCUAUCUAUUAGAGAAUAAAAAUUUAUAAGCAUUCUUUACAGAUGAAAUUGUUGAGUCUCUUCUUGAUAUUAUUUCAGCAAUGAAGAAUGAUCUAUUUAUUAAACAAUAUAGAGAGGAUACUUAAUUAGAGCAAGAUUUCAUUUCCUUUUUAAAGUAAAAGGAAUGUACUCAAUGGAAUAAAGAUUAAUUUUGUUUUUCUCCUAAAGGAAUUAGAACGCUGCUUUGUUGGAUUGAGAAGCGAGUUGCGUCAUAAAGAUUAAAGUUAUUGAUUGCUAAUCUUUUGGAAAAACUAGAUAAUAAUUGGAAAAAUAAAAAAAAAAAUUCUAAAAAGAAAUUGGAUACAUCUGAAUCAAGUGAUUCUGAUAUUGAAGAAUUGCCAUUAAAAUAAAAGCCAUCAAUUAAAUUGAAUGUUCAAAAUUUAGAUUUAAUACAUGAAGAAGAAAAUGACUUUUCAGUUUAAAAAUAGCCUACAAUUAAAUAGAUUCAUUCUAAUUUAGAAAGAAUAUUUCUAAUCAAACAAACUCAAGAUUACUAUACAGAAAUAUUAAAGCUAUACUCUUCUAUAAAAUAGUCAGAAUUAAUAGUAUCUUUUUGGAAUUGCUUUUUAAAAUUAAUAACUAGGAUAACUGCUGAUAAUUCUUAAAAAGUCGAGUAUGGCUUCAAAAUAUACUCAAUAACCAAUGAGGAUUUCAUUAAGGAACUAAUCUUAGAGCAAAUUCAAAUUAGAUUAUCUGAAGUGAUUUACGAUGUCAUUGACUCUAAAUUUGGAGUCAAUUUUAUGAUUAACCUGCUUAAACCAUUUAUUGAAUAAGACAUCAAAUAACUUUAACUCUUUUCGCAAAUAGAAAUGAAUGAAGAAACUCAAAGCUUUUUUGUUAUAAUAAUACCAAAGUUAGUUUUUGCUUAAAAUAUUCAAACUGUUGAAAAUAUAGAAUACUUGUAGAAUUUUCUCAUUGCUAAUUUAUUACUCAAUAAAGAUCAAUAUAGUAAGGUUAUGGAUAACAUAAAAUGA
Paramecium tetraurelia is the source of this 1263-nucleotide messenger RNA. RefSeq lists its product as uncharacterized. The record is from RefSeq and is a predicted model, not a curated record. The transcript has 5 exons. NCBI's taxonomy places the organism in Eukaryota, Ciliophora, Oligohymenophorea, Peniculida, Parameciidae.